Messenger RNA from Mugil cephalus (flathead mullet), 3741 nucleotides. RefSeq names its product DnaJ heat shock protein family (Hsp40) member A1 (gene dnaja1). Gene Ontology annotation, molecular function: Hsp70 protein binding; ATP binding. Lineage: Eukaryota; Metazoa; Chordata; Actinopteri; Mugiliformes; Mugilidae. The record is from RefSeq and is a predicted model, not a curated record. Gene Ontology annotation, biological process: response to heat; protein refolding. The coding region runs from base 168 to 1388 and encodes 406 amino acids. Gene Ontology annotation, cellular component: cytoplasm; cytosol. The transcript has 9 exons.
CCAUUACAUUGCACGCUUGUUUUGGUGGCCGGCCUCGUCGCGGGGAAGUGACGUCACCUGACGCGACUUUCUUCCAUCCCGGGUGAGGAGAAGAUUCUGGAAGAACCGAGGUGUGAAAGGGCUUCAAAACAGUUGUCUUCAUUUCAGAUAAUCCUUUAAAGGGAACCAUGGUCAAAGAAACAGGCUAUUAUGACACGCUGGGUGUGAAACCUAACGCCACUCCAGACGAGCUGAAAAAGGCCUAUCGCAAACUAGCUUUGAAAUAUCACCCUGACAAAAAUCCUACAGAAGGAGAGAAGUUCAAGCAGAUCUCACAAGCAUAUGAGGUGUUAUCAGAUGCCAAGAAGAGGGACCUGUAUGACAGGGGCGGUGAAAAGGCCAUAAAAGAAGGAGGGACUGGUGGUGGUGGUGGUGGGAGCUUUGCAUCACCUAUGGAUAUCUUUGACUUGUUCUUUGGUGGAGGAAGUCGUAUGCAUAGAGAGCGAAAAGGGAAGAAUAUUGUUCACCAGAUUUCAGUGACGCUGGAAGAUCUUUAUAAUGGAACAACAAGAAAACUUGCCGUCCAGAAGAAUACCAUCUGUGAGCGAUGUGAAGGCCGUGGGAGCCGUAAAGGAGCUGCACAGACAUGCGUGUCCUGCCAUGGCACAGGGAUGCAGGUGCGCAUGCACCAGAUUGUGCCAGGUAUGGUGCAGCAGGUGUCCACCGUGUGCCACAGCUGCCAGGGACAAGGACAGAGAAUCAACCACAAGGACCGCUGCAAAGUUUGUGUAGGGCGGAAGAUCCUGCGACAGAAGAAGAUUUUGGAGGUUCACAUUGACAAAGGAAUGAGAGAUGGACAGAAGAUUGUUUUCCACGGAGAGGGGGACCAAGAGCCCGGAAUCGAACCAGGAGAUAUCGUCAUUGUCCUGGACCAGCGAGAGCAUCCGGUGUUCACCAGGAGAGGAGAGGACCUCAUCAUGUCCAUGGAGUUACAGCUGGUAGAGGCUUUGUGUGGCUUCAAGAAACCUGUUCAGACACUGGACAACAGAACUCUGCUUGUCACGUCACAUCCAGGGGAGUUAAUCAAGCCUGGAGACACCAAAUGUGUCCUGAGUGAAGGGAUGCCCACAUAUCGCAGACCGUUUGAGAAAGGACGUCUUAUUAUUCACUUUACAGUGGUGUUCCCACAAGCCAAUUUCCUCCCCAAGAACAAGCUGAAGGAGCUGGAGCGCUACCUCCCAGAGAAGAUGGACGGAGAGGAGCCGGAAAGCAUGGACGACGACCUCUACAUCUACGCCGACCUGGAGGACUGUGACUUGGAGAACAGAAAAAGACACAAACAUCAGUACUACUACAUGGAUGAAGACGACUACGCCAGCACCGGUGGCGUUCAGUGCCAGACGUCUUAAAUAACAUCCUCAAAACAAAACAAGAGAAUCUCUAAUGCAAAGCACCUUUUUUUAUUUUUAAAAUUCCGUGCACUUUCUAUUAUCUUAAAAUCAUUUUGUGUCUUUCUGGGAUAGUGUAGUGAGUGUUCAGGUUCCAUUACUCGAACUUGGAUUCAGCAGAGUGAUAUUCCUCGUGAUCUCUGGGACUUUUGUUUUAACUUUAUUUUAAAAACAACUUUGAUUGUCACACUGUGAUUCCAGACGAGGGUCUAGGUGUAACUGCUUUUUAUGCGCUUACACAAACAUUGUACGCUAACGUUAGUAUAAAAUAAUCAUUUUAUAGUGAUAGUCAGUUGUUGUGUACUACUUGUAAAUGGUUCGGUGCGACAUGUGAGGGUCAAGAGGAUGGCGGAGGGGGAUUUGCAUUGAAACUUGAGUUGAGACAUUUAAGCUGUUUUACCCCUUCAAGGGCUAUUUUCUAAGACACAUAUAAACAACUCUUGAAAAUGUUUGUUAAUAGAAAAGUUUAACAAUGAUUCAGGUAGGGAAACUUUGAGGUUCAAGCCACUAAAUGCACUCAUUUGCCAGUUCAUUUGGUUCAGUAGUGAAAACGAAUACAUGUGCAGGAGUCCUGAACUCAAUCUUGGCUUCAUGAAGGUUACAUAGACUGUAUAUAAAUAUGGACAACGUCUGCCCACUUCCUUGCAUUAGCCAAACUUACGCUAUUUUCCUAGGGAUGCGGGAGCCAGAGUCUGUGUUAUGAAUGACCCGGCCACACUUCCUUCUGACUCGCUCGCGUUUCCUUUAAGUAAUACUAAGAAAAUGUUGAAAUAUACACUGUAGUAAUUUUUCAGUGGUAACUGCUUAAUGCCAUUAUGUCACAUCCUGUUUGUACAGCUUCAAAUAACUAACGAAAAUGAAACUUAACCAAAAAAUGUCACUUGGACAUGCAACAACAUUUUAUUAACUACCUAAAAUGAUUGAAACUAUCCCUGAAAAACAGAUGGGUUUAACGUGUAUUUUAAUGUUUUAGUUCGGUCCAUCCACUAACGUGGAGGAGGUGGAGCUUAUGACCUAUAUCUGUAAAGGUUCUCAGUCAUCCAGGUUAUUCAACGCCUUUUGGAUACUUAUGACUUAUACUGCAUCCAAACACUAGGUGGAGCCCUACUAACUUUGGCUUCACUUUAAAGGAGCCGUUCUUCCAUCUUUAUGCAGACUAUGGGAGGUUAUGGUCUACAGCAUCUGUUUAAAACAGCUUGGAUUAUAUUGUGUUGUACCAACACAUGUUUCUGUUUUUUUGCCAACCCCCAUUCUAGUCCGUGGACUAGACUAAAUAACAGAAACACACAUUUAAUUUAGCCCAGUUUAACAGCACCACAAACUACAACCUUCAUUAUGAUCAUACAUUUAAAUGACCACGUCUCUUACUGUUUAUAAACUGAACAUUAAAAGUGAUAUGAAGGAAUAUUUAGUGCACAGUUGUUGUCCCUAGUGUACCUAAUGAGCUGGCAGUGAAUGCACUUGUAUAUUAUUCCAGCGAAUAUUUAAGUUGAGUGUAAUAAUUUUUACUAUUUCUGAGCUGCUUUUAGUUCCACGAGAAACGUCGUUAUGUACAGAUGAGCGUGGUGAGUGUGCGUCUGUGUGUACAGUCAUCAUGUGUCGCUCUGAAAACGAACUUCAUAGGUCCUAAUGCCACCAUGGCACCCUGUUAGAGUUUGGCCAUUCUUUCGUACUUCUGCUGAAGUUAUUCCCCAUCAUGUUAUAAGUAGUGCUUAAAAAGUGUCCCACAGGGUUUUUAAGUGCCAAGUUGCUCCCACCUUGGAUGGAAUAAAGUGGCUGAAGUCUAAAUCGUAAAGGCUCAGUGCUGAUGGAAGGAUUUUGAGUUUUGGAUUUAAAAUCACUGGACGAUGAUUGGGUUUUUGCUGAUCGUAGCUAUUGACUUGUGUCUUCUUCUUUUUUUUUCAUAAUAUUUCUAGACCUAAUUGUAAAUGCCAAAAGAGUCCCAGGAGGUUAUGGAGGGACUUAACAUUGGCAAAAUUAAUACCUCAUUGGAGUGUCUGCCUGUUUGAAAGCCUUAUCACAGCUUAACUUGAAGUUACUUGGUAAUGCAUCUUAUUCAGUGACUUGAUCUCUGCCUUGGGUAUUGUUAACAAUUAUUAAGCUAACAGAGGGGUUUCUUUGAUCAGUCCUUCAGUAGUUCUCGAAAGCAGAUGCAAGAUUUAUGAGUCCUCUUAAUGUCGAGGACUUCAGUGCAAACUUUAACUCAAAUAAGUGUUGUCAUGGUCUUAAGUCCUUCAACUUUAUGCGUGUUAGGACCAACAAUCUUACUCGUUUGUGCUUGUGUUUUACAAUUAAAUGUUAUUUGAAGAUCUUU